AUUGACCGAAACUUAAUUAGAUAAGAGUGACCGACUGUCAUAAUACUACGUCACAAAUAUAUCAUGGCCAGCUUCAUUAGCAGGAAAGGUAGUGUUACCGAUUUCCUAAUUAUUGCAGUAUUGUUUUGCGACAUUUCGAUCAUAACUAAACAUGAACUGGAGAAGACUGAGGUAAUCUUGAGUAGAGGAGGUAUAUACAUACAAUAGUUUUUAAUCAGGUUUACUUUUGAAAAUCUGACACCAAACUUCAUACGGCUGGUAACUAGUUGUUUCCCGUAAGACACAAAAGCAUCGUCAGAAACCUCUUUCUCAAGCUUCUUUACUUCAAGUGGGGACCAUCUUUUGAAUUUUCUCAGAACUUGCUAGCCAAUCUUCAAUUCUCGCAAACCUCAAAUAAAAUAGUGUUUUCAGUUCAGUUUGUUUACUUCGUUCGCGUCUUUAAAACACGCUCAGCAUUCUUCGCUAUAAAGUUUGGAGUAAACAACCACUUUAUGUAAUUGGUUCUGCCUUGUUUGUUUAUUCUGAACAAGUCUCAUAUAAAAGCAAAUACAGAAUCAGUCAAUCGGGAUUCAAGAUUCCGUAUACAACGCAGUAUUAAUAUAUCCUCUAGUAUUUUUAUUUUAUUCUUGGGUCGAAAUCAUCCAUUCUUAUAAGCUAUCGUCCAUUUAUUGCUUUCCUUGGAAAACCUGAUUAUCGUUUUUCAAAAUGGGGAAAUUACUCACGACCAUGAUGUUGGUCUUCGUGUCCAUGGCCGGCUGGAUGUUUGGCGCUGACACGGGUUCCAUUGGUGGUAUUACCAGCAUGAGAGACUUUCAAUCGAGAUAUGCAGACCGCUAUGAUCCGGUUGCCGACACAUAUUCGUAUUCUUCAGCACGUCAGGGUCUUCUGGUCGGUAUGGUAAACAUAGGUACAACAAUCGGUUGCUUACUUUCUUCACCCUUAGCCGAUCGUUUUGGUAAAAGAAAAUGUAUCAUGGGAUGGGCUUUGGUCUAUAUAAGCGGCAUCAUUGUACAACUUACCACAGUUCCUUCUUGGGUUCAAAUCAUGGUCGCAAAAAUUUGGACUGGUCUCAGCAUUGGAGCCCUUUCGGUUAUUGCUCCAGGUUAUCAGUCUGAAUCUGCUCCACCACAGAUUCGCGGUGCCAUUGUCACUACUUACCAACUUUUCAUUACUGCUGGUAUUUUCAUCGCUGCAUGUGUCAACAUUGGCACACAAAAGCGUCAUGGAACUACACAAUGGCGAGUUCCAAUCGGUAUUAACUUGUUAUGGGGAAUUUUGAUGUUUUUAGGUAUGCUCUUUUUAAAGGAAUCUCCACGUUAUUUGGCAAUGAGAGGGCAAAACGAAGAGUGCAUGCAGAUUUUGUGUCGCAACUCCGGACUUACACCAGAUCACCCUUUAAUGCAAAAGGAAUACAAUGCUAUUCAAACAGACGUGGAAGCUGAAACUGAAGGUGGUCCCUGCAGAUGGAUAGAAAUCUUCCAAAGUCCUAUCCGUUACCGUACAUUAUUAGGUAUGGCAGUUAUGGCUUUCCAACAAUUAACUGGUAACAACUAUUUCUUCUAUUACGGUACUCAAGUGUUCCGUGGUACCGGUUUGAACUCUCCUUUCUUGGCUUCAUUGAUUCUCGAUGCUGUCAAUUUUGGCUGUACCUUUGGUGCCAUCUUCGUCCUAGAGUACUUUGGUCGUCGUAACCCCCUCAUUUUUGGUGGUAUUUGGCAAUCUAUUUGCUUCUUCAUUUACGCUUCAGUUGGUGAUCGUGCUUUAACACGCCCCAACGGGACCUCAAAUCAUCGUGCUGGGGCUGUCAUGAUUGUCUUCUCUUGUCUCUUUAUUUUCUGCUUUGCUCAAUCUUGGGCUCCUGCAGCAUACGUUAUUGUUGGUGAAUCCUAUCCCAUUCGUUACCGUUCCAAAUGCGCUGCCGUCGCUACAGCAAGCAAUUGGUUUUGCAACUUUUUGAUUUCGUUCUUUACUCCAUUUAUUAGCAAUUCCAUUGGCUUCAAGUAUGGAUAUCUUUUUGCAUCUUGCAACCUGACAGCUGCUGUUAUCAUCUUCCUCUUUGCCAAGGAAACGAAGGGUCUUACUUUGGAAGAAAUUAACCAACUCUACAUGUCUUCUAUAAAACCUUGGCAAAGCGGAGCUUAUAAGCGCAACCGUGACGAGGUGCAGAAUCGGGAGCCAGAAAAGUCUCGUGGGCCAAAAUCCAAAUUUAAUGAAUACGUUCAGCAUGGACCAGAUACUCAUUCCGAUGAUAAUUCAGUGACAAGUCGACAGAAUUAUCCUCAGCAGGUCACGAAUCCUGUCGGUCUUUAAGGUCACAUUUGUACGAGACGAAACUUUCGUUGUCUGUUAUUUUGUAUGUUCAUGUAAGAAAAUGUAAGACGGAUCUGGAUUGGAAUAAGAAUGAAAAUGUCAAAACAGCUGGCACAUGGAGUAUUAGAAAGAUGCAUAUCCUUACUUUUUUUAGGAUUAAAACUAAACGAAUUCCUGACAUAGGAAUAUUCCUUUGUUUAUUAUGUAGUAAAUUUAUUUAUUUUCGG
This is a messenger RNA of Schizosaccharomyces octosporus yFS286, 2537 nucleotides long. RefSeq names its product hexose transporter Ght6. Gene Ontology annotation, cellular component: plasma membrane. The transcript has a single exon. Gene Ontology annotation, molecular function: carbohydrate:proton symporter activity. The coding region runs from base 706 to 2310 and encodes 534 amino acids. Lineage: Eukaryota; Fungi; Ascomycota; Schizosaccharomycetes; Schizosaccharomycetales; Schizosaccharomycetaceae. The record is from RefSeq and is a predicted model, not a curated record. Gene Ontology annotation, biological process: transmembrane transport; carbohydrate transport.